This is a messenger RNA of Fraxinus pennsylvanica, 372 nucleotides long. NCBI's taxonomy places the organism in Eukaryota, Viridiplantae, Streptophyta, Magnoliopsida, Lamiales, Oleaceae. The record is from the annotation of a GenBank genome assembly.
AUGGCAGAAAUGAAACUCAGAUGUCCUAUUACAGAUAAAUAUGAGGUUCGUGUCGUCAACAAUCUUCCCAAUACUCUAAGGUUGCACUGUGCAUCUGGAGAUGAUGAGCUUGGAUUUCACAACCUCUACGUAAAUAAAGAUUUUCACUGGGAAUUCUGUGAGAGCUAUCUUGGCAACACUUUGUUCUUCUGCCAUCUUUUUUGGGGUUCAAAGGAUAUAGCUUUCGAUGUUUUCAAAUCGAAAAAGAAGAGGAGGUGCCGUCGAGGUGCAUGCUACUAUGCAGCGAAGCCAGAUGGUAUUUAUUUCUCUGGAUACUAUCCUCCGAGAACUUUAGAAAAAAUAUAUGAUUGGAAAACUAGCCAUGUCGAAUGA